UCGGGGCAGGCGGGUUUUUAAGCCAGGGGUUUCCCCCCCUCGCCGGCAUUCGGACGGGAAGGCCUUCCGUGGCUUCACUACCAGCUCUUCCCCUCCAUGUGGCUGGGAUUUGAACACUAACCCAAAACAUGGGGGUCCCAGCCGAAGCGGGAAAGGGCCGAGCCUUCCUUUGGGCAGUCCUGUUGUCCACUUUGGUGCUCUCUCCAACCUUGGCCAUCAAAGUUUACACGGCGAACGAGGUCCACGGCACGGUGGGUUCCAAAAUUAAACUCUCUUGCUCCUUCUGGUCCAACGAGUGGAUCUCUGAUGACAUUUCCAUCACGUGGCACUUUCAGCCUGAACGUGGAAAGGACAGCAUUUCGAUAUUUCACUAUGCCAAAGGCCAGCACUACAUCGACAACGUUGGGUCCUUCAAGGAGCGGAUUGAGUGGAUCGGAGACCCUAGCUGGAAAGAUGGCUCCAUUAUCAUCCAUGACCUGGAAUACACCGACAAUGGGACCUACACUUGCGACGUCAAAAAUCCACCGGAUAUUGUGGGGAGAACAUCACAGGUCACCCUCUAUGUCUUUGAGAAUGUUCCUACGAGAUACGGCCAAGUCCUGGGAGGCAUUAUUGGAGGCGUCUUACUCGUGGUCUUAGUAGUCCUGCUGAUAGCUUACCUCAUCAGGUACUGCUGGCUGAGGAGACAAGCCACCCUCCAGAGGCGUCUCAGCGCGAUGGAGAAAGGGAAACUGAGGCUGGGGAAGGAUUCUUCCAAACGACGCCAUCAGACCCCUGUCCUGUACGCCAUGCUGGACCACAGCCGCUUCACCAAGCCGAGCGACAAAAAAUCCCGGGGAGGAUUCGGGGACUCGCGCAAAGAUAAGAAAUAGCGGUUAGCCGGCAGAGAAGGUAUCGAGAAGAAGGCGGCCAAGAAACAGGUGGUCAUGACCAUCGAGAUGGAAACGAAGAAGGACCACCACGAGGCCGAAGGCUUCAAGCCCGCCGUCAAAUCCCCCAGCAAGAACAGCCUCAAAAACGCGCUCAUGAAUAUCCUUAAAAGCGAUUCGGACGUCUAAUUCGAACACGGGGGCCUUUCCAGGCCCUUCUCUUCUCACCCCCCCCGGGAGGUCCCUUUCUCUUCCACCCAGUCCUCUUGGCUUUGCUAGGACCACCAGAUCGAGGGUGCAGUACCUCUGACGGCCAGCUGGUGGCAGCAAGGAAUUGGUUUGGGGUCCUCCGCUGCCACCUGCUGGCCGUUGGGAAGGCUGCAGUCCAGCCAUGAUGUUUUAAUACACAUUUCUCAAUUUCAUCAUAUUCAAAAUGUGUGGACUUCAACUGCCUGAUUUUUGGCUGGCAAAUUCUGGGCAUUGUAGUCCACCGUUCUUAAAUCUGCUGAAGUUAAGAAAAGCAUUUACUAGUUGUGUGGUCACCUGUACUGCUACAAUAAUCAGUCUAACCAGGGGCUGAUAGCAUUUGGUAUCAACAAACUGACAUACAUUCCUUUUUUUCCUGCAAUUUUGUAGAGGAAUCUUGGUUUGCGUGGCACAAUCGGGCUAGGAAGAAUUCCUACGUUAAGAACACAAAGUUUAAACAAAAAAAUAAUAAUAAUUCCGAGAUUCCAUCCUCUAUACAAGUAGUCCUCAAUUUACGACCUCAAGAAAGGCUGGAAAAUUCAUUGUUAAGCGGUGUGGUUGUUAAGUGAGACACCCCACGUGAGUGACUUGCAACCUUCCUCGCUGGCUUUCCCCUGUUGGGAAGAUCACAAAUGCUGGUUUGCGGGUGCUGUGAUUGUUGUCAAACAUCAUCGCCGUUUCCAAGCGCUCAAACCACGAUCUUAUUGUGAUGGUUGUAGGUGCGAGGACCAGUCGUAAGGCGCUUUUUCCAGCACUGUUAUAACUUUGAAUGGUCGCUAAACAAAUGACGGUCAGUUGAGAACUAGCUGUGUUUCAGUGUCUUCUGCUAAGGAAGAUCGGAAACAAACCUUGAUCGGUGACGAACCAACAUUAGCUCUUUGUACCCUUCCGAUGUGUCCCAAACUCAGCAACUCGGGUAAACGCACAUGCGUCAAUAAAUCGCGAAAAUAUGCAGGAUAUUUAUUGAUCAUUUUCAUUAAAGAGAGAUUCCCAUCGGCCCCUGGAACCCCGUCAAUCGCCAACGAGGAUAAAAUCCAACUGGGUGUUUCCAUCCUUUGGACCCUCCCGAGUCUUAUAAAUUGGCCCAAAAGAUGCAAAAAAUUCUCCCUUAAAACGGUGCCUUCUUCUGCUUUAACCGCUGUGACCCUCUUCCGCUCCACGAUUCGAGCACAGGUGUAAUUUUUUUUUCUUAAGAUUUUUUUUCCUUUUUUUUUUUUUAAUUUAAUCCAAAGGACCAGAUUCUAGUCGGUCGCAUCUCAACAAACUCACACAAAGAUGGUUUAAUUUCCCUCAGGCCAAAAAUUCUAUCCAGGAGGGACGGACAAAAAUGUCGCUUUGGCCACCAUCACGGGCCCCUCCUGAGCGAAAAUUCUCAACAAAAUUAAAGAAGAAGAAGAAAAAAAAAACAAUAUUUUAAAACAAAAGGCCCCAAAUUCUUCUCUCUCUCUCUCCCUCUCCCUCCCUCCCUCCCUGAUCAGUGGUGGUAUCCAUCUGGUUCUAUCCGGUUCGGGUGAACCGGUAGCGGUGGCUGCAGGAGGCUCCGCCCACCCGCCCGGACAUCAUCACGUCCUGUUUUUGACGCUCUCCGCAUAUGAACCGGUAGCGAAGGUAACUAAAUGCCACCUCUGUCUCUGAUUCUACGAGUAGCGAUCCAAUUUUAGGCCAAAUUCGGCGCUUCCUGCUUGAGCAAAGCAUCUGAGAGAUUUCAGGGCGAGUGAAAAAAAAGUAAUCGUCGUUUAAAAAAAUAAUAAUAACCCAUUAAGACAAUCCCUAAAAUUUCUCAGGGAGGGGGUUUUGCUCCAUGUUACAAGAGGCUGCACAAUUUGGCCUUCUGGAAAAAUUCUCACCCCUGUUGCAAAGAGUUGCAAAUUCUCAUCCCGUUUGCAAAUCCCUAGAAGAGAAAUGGGGGGGAAAAAAUGCAGAUUAUUCUGCCAGUUUUUUCCCCCGGAAGUCUGUCGAAACAGACGGAUUUAUAAUUUCUGUUCUGACUUGUUUGACAACCUCGGGGCGUCCCCCGAGAGGGAAAUUAAACCGUCGUCUUGACAGUCGCGAAAACCUCGCCGCACGAUCUGCAAAAGCGGGGAUUGGGAAUGAAAUUUACGAUUAACCUUGUGGAGAUAUUAUAUCGAUUUUUUUUUUCCUUUCCUUGCUUGCGCUCUCUGCCCGGUGACCGAAUUCUGCAUGACGUUACGUGGGUAGGGCAAAAAAAAAAUCAAGGCUUCGAUUUGUCUCCAUUAUUUUUGCUCCUGUUGGGGUGUUGUUUUUUUUUAAUUAUUAUUAUUCUGUUCAAAUUAACUUCUAAGGACAGCAUGUUCCAUCAGCAGCAAAACAGCCAAAGGCAAGACUCUCAUUUUGUUAGCAAACACCACAGCUUUGUUUUGUGCGUUUUAACAAAAUCACAGAGUUGGAUGGGAUCUUGGAGGUCUUCUAGUCCAACCCUUUGCUCCAAGCAGGAAAACACUAUCCUAUUUCAGACACUUUCUACCGAUUUCCCAGUCUCUUUCUUGUCUUCAAAUCUCACAACCUCAAACGACGGUGCUAAAAGCGAUGUACAUAAAAGCAGACGAUUCCCGCAACCACACCGCUCUGUGUCGCGAGUAGUUUUAGAAAACUAAACUGGUUUUUUUUUAAAAAAAAAAUGGGUUUUUUUUUCCAUAUGUACAAUUUUCUCGGGGUUUUCUGGGCCCCGGGAUUGUCUUUCAAACAGCCUCCGCCAAAAAAACAAACGACAUCAUUAAAAUGAAAAAGAAUUAAUAAAAAGACUGACAUUUCUGUA
This is a messenger RNA of Pantherophis guttatus, 3891 nucleotides long. It is a transcript of the gene MPZ, whose product is annotated as myelin protein zero. Lineage: Eukaryota; Metazoa; Chordata; Lepidosauria; Squamata; Colubridae. The record is from RefSeq and is a predicted model, not a curated record. Gene Ontology annotation, biological process: myelination. Gene Ontology annotation, cellular component: plasma membrane.